This is a messenger RNA of Chara braunii, 852 nucleotides long. NCBI's taxonomy places the organism in Eukaryota, Viridiplantae, Streptophyta, Charophyceae, Charales, Characeae. The record is from the annotation of a GenBank genome assembly.
AGAGAGAGAGAGAGAGAGAGAGAGAGAGAGAGAGAGAGAGAGAGAGAGAGAGAGAGAGAGAGAGAGAGAGAGAGAGAGAGCAGUGGCCUGGGGAUUCUCGCCCGCACUUGUUGUCUGCCAUAAGGUAUGGCGCUCACACCGGCGGAUAUCCAGUCUGUUUAUUCUCUCCUACAGAAUGCCGUCAGCCAGGAAGAGAAGCAGCGCAAGCCGUCUGAGGCAGCGCUAAGUAGUUGGGAGAACCGACCCGGGUUCUGCUCGUGCCUAAUGGAGAUUAUCUCAGCUCGGGAUCUGGAUAGCCAGCAUGGUGUCAGGUGGCUUGCCGCUGUGUACUUCAAGAACAGCAUCGCCCGUUACUGGAGAAAUCGGCGUGACACAAUAAUGGGGAUUAGUGAUGGGGAGAAGACACAUCUUCGUCGGAAGCUUCUGGAGGAACUGAAGGAAGAGAACAACCAGGUUUCUGUCCAACUUGCCCUCCUGGUUUCCAAGAUCGCUCGGUUUGAUUACCCAAAAGAAUGGCCGGAGCUCUUCCCUUCGUUGAUUCAGAAGCUGCAAUCCUCAGAUGUCCUACUCACAGAACGAGUUUACAUGGUACUGAAUCAACUCCUGAAGGAACUUUCAACGAAACGGUUGGCAGCGGAUCAGAAGAAUUUUGCAGAGGACUUGCGUCUUGGCCCACUCGCACUUCUUCGCGUUGAUCUUGAAGUUAGCCUCUCUGAGCUUCUCCAAGACGUGCCUGAGAUGACCCUGAUGCUCUUGGAGGUUCUUGCUGAAAUCUAAGAUGUCAUCUAAAUAAAGUUAAUAAACUACUACAAACUUGUCUACCCAGGGUCUAAACAAAUCAUUCAUACAACG